Molecule: messenger RNA, 2118 nt
Organism: Ornithodoros turicata
Lineage: Eukaryota; Metazoa; Arthropoda; Arachnida; Ixodida; Argasidae
Product: transcriptional adapter 2-beta-like
Exons: 17
Coding region: 447-1865 (472 amino acids)
Biological process (GO): regulation of transcription by RNA polymerase II; chromatin remodeling
Cellular component (GO): SAGA-type complex; nucleus
Molecular function (GO): transcription coactivator activity; chromatin binding; zinc ion binding
Source: RefSeq, a predicted model, not a curated record
GUAUGCGUGCUGGGCCGACUUCAGGGGCAACCGUGCUGACAUACGUCUGGAGAGACUGCCGAGAAACACAGGGAAAAAAGCUCAGGCAGCGGAGCCGGUGGUAGGAUCCGAUGGAAGUGGUUUUCAAUGUUCGCAAUCGUCAAAGAAUACCCAGCUGUGCCUCGUACGGAGAGCUCGAGCGCCCGUCGUCUGCGAACGCGCACGUUUUGUACGACAACUGCCAAAAAAGAAACAAUACUCCCUUUCUUCCUGUUCGCGUGAUCGAAAAUGUUGCAAGUUUUUUUUCCCCCUCCUCUCGCCGGCCAACUCUACAAACGGACGGGAGGCCAAACAUGUAUAGGUGGCGCUUCGUAGGUCGGAGACAAAGAAACAUGUCGGGUAAGGCGGGCGUCCGAUUUCUGGCCAUAAACAAGCUUAACGAGUUACUGUAAACUAACUUCCUUACGAUGAUUCACCACGUAACGUCGCCCUUGGGUACUCGUGCAGGUGUCAUCGCCAAAUAUCACUGCAAUUAUUGUCAAGAAGACAUCACGGGAAUACGCGUCAAAUGUGCCGAGUGCCCAGACUUCGACCUCUGUUUGGAGUGCUUCUCAAGCGGCGCUGAAAUGGGAGCUCACAAGAAUGGACACAGUUAUCAAUUAAUAGAUUGCGGGAAUUUCCCGAUCUUCCAUCCACCGUGCAACUGGAAGGCGAAAGAAGAACUCACUCUUCUGGAAGCAAUCGAACAGUACGGCUUUGGAAAUUGGGAGGAUGUAUCACAGUGCCUGGCUCCGAGAACUGCAGAAGAUGUAAAGGAUCAUUAUAACAGCUUGUAUAUCCUUGGCAACAUGGGAAAGGCUACACUGUCCGUGGGAGGCCCCUCUCAAGUCAAGGAUCAUACAAUGCCUGAAGGAGGUCCACUCUCUCCCAGCCUAGACACUCCGACACCGAACGUUGAGGUCUCAUUGGCCGAACAGCAGGAGUUGGGCUACAUGCCUUGUCGUGAUGACUAUGAAAGGGAGUUUGACAAUGAUGCGGAGACGCUCAUCAGCCAGUUGGCCAUUCAGGCAGAGGACGACGAGAUUGAAGUGGCGCUGAAGCUGGCCCACGUCGACAUGUACUCGCGGAGGUUGAAGGAGAGGAUGCGCAAGAAGGCGGUCGCCAGGGAGUACCACCUGGUGGCACAGUUCUUUCAGCACUCAAAAGGGAGGACGCCGUCCUCUGUGAAGGCUGCAAAGAGGCCGACGAGGGAGGAAGACAAGGAAUUUCAAGAAAAGAUGCGACCCUUCUGCCAAUUUCAGCCUGGUGCAGAUCAUGAGCAGAUGUUUGAAAACCUUGAAAGGGAAAAGGUGCUGAAAAGCAGAAUCAAGGAACUCAUGCGGUACAGGCGAAACGGAAUCACUAAGCUCGAAGAAUGCGGAGAGUUCGACCUGGCCAGGCAUCGAAGGGAGAAAAGGAAGGAGAACAAGCGCAAGUCGCAGAAGUACUUCUCGAUCCUUGGCUGCGUAACGUCUGCCCACCGAAGAGCAUCCUCAAUGGGGUCAAGAAAACACGACGAAAAAGGAAGCGUAGAUACUUUACUAGGAGACCAAGAAGGUGACACGAAAGAAGAGCCGAAAGAGGCCAUCGACAUUGCAACCCUCCCAGGCUACGAGCUUCUAUCCGAGAAGGAACGCAAGCUCUGCUCCUCGUCAGGCAUUAGUCCUGCCUACUAUAUCACCUUCAAGGCUGUUAUCCUCAAGGACCAAGGGCAACAGCAAGGUUCCUCGUCGAACCGCACGAUCCGUCCCCCGGCGGGAUUGGACCGAACGAACUGCCGCCGCAUCCUCAACCACUUCGCCAACAGCGGCUGGAUCUCGGCCAGCCGACGGCAACCUCUCGUCUAGUCAUGAACCAAGGAUUGGGCGGCUACAAAGGUGUCUUCGGAGACAAAAAGAAAUUGUGCAAAAGGAACUCUUGUCUCGAAGAAUACUGUGGUCGCCCAGUUUAGCUCAAAUGGUGCAUUUAACGUCAGACGGACAUCCUACGGUGCUGAACAACUGAUGUUCCCGCGUGUGUAUGUGUCUUUGCAAGUGCGUACAUGUGUACAUAAAUGUACAGAUAAAGGAGACUUUUUUUUUUUCUUUACUUAAUGCUCAA